Molecule: messenger RNA, 1458 nt
Organism: Gekko japonicus
Lineage: Eukaryota; Metazoa; Chordata; Lepidosauria; Squamata; Gekkonidae
Product: 5-hydroxytryptamine receptor 3A-like
Exons: 11
Coding region: 1-1458 (485 amino acids)
Biological process (GO): regulation of membrane potential; chemical synaptic transmission; signal transduction
Cellular component (GO): neuron projection; synapse; postsynaptic membrane
Molecular function (GO): extracellular ligand-gated monoatomic ion channel activity; neurotransmitter receptor activity; transmembrane signaling receptor activity
Source: RefSeq, a predicted model, not a curated record
AUGGCUCCCAAGGAGACUCUGCUGCUCUUCCUCAUCUGCCUCCCGUUUACCUGCGUGCUGCCCAGCAAAGCUUCUCAGAAAGUCGCCAACAGGACGGCAAGCUCCAGUCAGGCCACCUUCCACCAGCUGUAUGAUUACCUGCUGACCAGCUACAAGAAAGGGGUCCGGCCCGUGAAGGACUGGAGGAGGACCACCAACGUGGCCAUCGAUAUCAUGGUCUACGCCAUCCUCAGUGUGGAUGAAAAGAACCAAGUUCUGACAACGUACAUCUGGUACAGACAGUGUUGGACCGAUGAGUUUCUGACGUGGAACCCGGAGGACUUCGACAACCUCACCCAGAUGUCCAUCCGCACCGAAGCCAUUUGGGUUCCUGAUAUCCUGAUCAACGAAUUCGUGGAUGUGGGCAAGUCCCCCGACAUCCCCUACGUCUACAUUCUCCACACGGGAGAGGUGCAGAACCUCAAGCCAGUCCAGGUGGUGACUGCCUGUAGCCUGGACAUCUACAACUUCCCCUUCGACGUGCAGAACUGCUCUCUGACCUUCACCAGCUGGCUGCAUAACAUCCGAGACAUCAACAUCUCUUUGUGGCGCUCCCAAGAGGCCGUGAAAACCGACAAGAGCGUCUUCAUGAACCAGGGCGAAUGGGAACUUCUGCACGUGCUCAGCCAUUUCCGAGAGUUCCGAGUGGAGGACGCCUCCAGUGAGAGUUAUGCAGAGAUGAAGUUCUUUGUGGUCAUCCGGAGACGCCCGCUCUUCUAUGCUGUCAGCCUCCUGCUCCCCAGCAUCUUCCUGAUGGUGAUGGACAUCGUGGGCUUCUACCUGCCCCCGGACAGCGGGGAGAGGGUCUCCUUCAAGAUCACGCUGCUGCUGGGCUACUCGGUCUUUCUGAUCAUCGUGUCCGACACCUUGCCGGCCACUGCAAUUGGGACCCCACUGAUCGGGGUCUAUUUUGUGGUCUGCAUGGCUUUGCUGGUGAUCAGCCUGACGGAGACCAUCCUCAUCGUGCGGUUGGUGCACAAGCAGGAUCUGCAGCCGCACGUCCCCGACUGGGUGAAGCGCUGGGUGCUGGAGCGCGCCGUCGUCCUGCUUUGCAUCAGAGACCGGAAGGCCUUCUGCCCGAUCCGCACUCAGAGCUCGGACAGCUCCCGGAACAUCGAGAACAACGGCAGCACAGGUGAGCGGGCAAACCGACUGUGGGAUUUAAAGUUCAAUCCCAGGGGGCCCGGUCCCCCCCCCCCCCCGCCUUCAGGGGGCUCACACAUCUUCAAAAGCAUCCUGCAGGAGAUCGCAGCCAUCCAUCAGUUCCUGGAGAAGCGCGAUGAAUUCCGCGAUAUCGCCCGCGAAUGGCUGCAGGUGGGCUACGUCCUGGACGUGCUGCUCUUCCGGGCCUACCUGGUCGCCGUGCUGGCCUACAGCGUCACCCUGGGGACUCUGUGGUCCAUCUGGCAGUACGCCUGA